AUGUCGAAGGAAACAAUCAUAGCCGUAAACCCUACUCUCAUCAACACUGCCGAUCUUGAACAUGAAGUCCGAGUCAUUCCAGGCCUGUUGACAGAGGUCCUUGCAGACUUUUACACGGUGCUGAUUCUGCAGGUCCAUGACGGUGGGACGAAGAAGCUUCGCAGCACCAUCCGACGGAGUACAGAGACCGGCAUCGCCGUGGAGAUGAGGAACCGAGUGACACGGCAGGGCAGCAAGGACUCGACUGAUGGCAGCACCAACUCAAAUAGCUCCGAUGGAACGUUUGUCUUCCCUACCACACGCCUGGGGCCUGAGAGCCAGUUCAGUGACUUCCUGGAUGGACUAGGCCCUGCUCAGAUCGUAGGCCGGCAAACACUAGCUACACCCCCAAUGGGGGAUGUCCAUGUAGGCAUGGUCGACAGAGGGGGGCAGCUGGAGGUCGAGGUCAACCAGGCCAGAGGGUUGAUCCCCAAACCAGGCUCCAAGAACAUACCAGCGACCUAUGUGAAGGUGUAUGUCCUGGAGAACGGAGUGUGCUUGGCCAAGAAGAAAACCAAAGUCGUAAAGAAGAAUCUGGACCCCACCUACCAGCAGGCUCUGUUGUUUGAUGAGAGUCCUCAGGGGAAAGUCCUACAGGUAAUAGUGUGGGGAGAUUAUGGACGAAUGGACCACAAGUGCUUCAUGGGAAUGGCCCAGAUCCUUCUGGAGGACUUGGACCUGUCUGCCACAGUCAGCGGCUGGUACAAGCUGUUCCCUACCUCCUCUCUGGCAGACCCCAGCAUCGGACCCCUUACCAGACGCCUCUCCCAGUCCUCCCUGGAGAGCGCCACCAGCCCCUCGUGCACCUAGACACCCA
This is a messenger RNA of Stegastes partitus (bicolor damselfish), 856 nucleotides long. RefSeq names its product regulating synaptic membrane exocytosis protein 3-like. Gene Ontology annotation, biological process: positive regulation of synaptic transmission; calcium ion-regulated exocytosis of neurotransmitter; regulation of synaptic vesicle exocytosis. The transcript has 7 exons. Gene Ontology annotation, molecular function: transmembrane transporter binding; small GTPase binding. Gene Ontology annotation, cellular component: presynaptic membrane; cytoskeleton of presynaptic active zone. Bases 1 to 849 code for a protein of 282 amino acids. NCBI's taxonomy places the organism in Eukaryota, Metazoa, Chordata, Actinopteri, Pomacentridae. The record is from RefSeq and is a predicted model, not a curated record.